Molecule: messenger RNA, 3591 nt
Organism: Planococcus citri (citrus mealybug)
Lineage: Eukaryota; Metazoa; Arthropoda; Insecta; Hemiptera; Pseudococcidae
Product: polycomb group protein Pc-like
Exons: 11
Coding region: 419-1855 (478 amino acids)
Biological process (GO): negative regulation of transcription by RNA polymerase II
Cellular component (GO): chromatin; PRC1 complex
Molecular function (GO): chromatin binding
Source: RefSeq, a predicted model, not a curated record
GGGAUGAUGGUUUAUUUCAAUGAGUGUUCAAAAUAUUGACUGAUUUAGAAGGUACCUACAUGAGAUAAUGAAUUAAUUGUCAAAAUGCAUCUAUACCUACUUACCUCUACAUAUCCUUGGAUGCGAACUCAGUAUACUUAAACUGAUGGGAUAUCUUCUUCAAAUCAAUAGGUAAUUCAGAACGAGAAUUUCAUGAAGACCUCUAACAGCGGCGGGAAGAUAAUGUGUUUUUCGACCUGCUAUUUCUUAAUUUUGUGAGCAUCAAAUGACUGGAUGAGUGAGACUACCGCAAAAACCCAUGAAUGGUUGAGUUUUAAUGUUUCUUCGUCAUCUUAUGUUGGUGCUGAAGUAAAGUGCAACCUGAGUGCCAUUGAAUAAUCUGGAUUAAAGAAGAAAGGGUUAUUAUUCAUUCUUAAAAAUGGGUGAUCGAGUUUACGCUGCGGAAAAAAUCAUGAAAAAACGUGUCCGUCGAGGCAAAGUUGAAUAUUUCGUGAAAUGGAAAGGUUGGAGCCAAAAACAUAGUACAUGGGAACCUGAAGAAAAUAUCUUGGAUGCUCGUUUAAUUGAUAUUUUUGAACAAACGCAAAAAAAUGAACAGCAGUCUCAUAAAAGAGGAAAUAAACGAAAGCACCAUCAAAUGGUGUCGAAUGAACCGCCGGAACCUGUGAGAGGUGAUGCUGAUGAAAGUGCUGCGAAUGAUGAAACACUAGUUGGCGAAGAUAGUCACAAUGAGACUGAUUCGAUGCGAACCAAUUCUUCCAAAAAAGUUGAAACAACUGAAAAUUCAUCCUGUAGUGAGAAACAGUCAACUGAAGCUGAGAAAGAAGAAAACACUUCCCAGUCAACUAAUACGAAAAAUAAUAAAUUUAAGAAAGAAAACGUCGAGGUUUCCGAUGGCGGCGAUAGCAGCAGUAGCGAAGAUUCCAUUCCUCUUGCUCGACGAAAAGAAUCAUCUGGAACAAAACGAAAAGCUGAAGUAUUAUCAAAGUUAUUUCCGAAGGAAUCUGGUAAAAUUGGUGUGAAAAUCACAACAAGUCCUCCUAAUGGAUCAUCCAAAGUUCCAAAAUUGAGCUCACCUACAAAUCCUAAGACUCCUCUUACACCAUGUGAUUCUGCUAGUAAAUCAAGCUCGAAGAAGUCGCCUACAGUUAGUCCGUCUACCGCAAAUGCUGAUAAUUCACAGUUUAUUUUCACCAGCAAGAAUUCAUCAUCAGGGAUUGAAUCAAAAUCGUCACCCAGUGAUAGCAAACCGGUCGCUAAUGUUUCUCCUAAAGUAGUUUUAGAAGCAGAUACUCGAACAAAAGAAGAUAAAGGGAAUAAAACUCACACACAGGAGCCAAAAAAAUCAGAUACAGAAAAAAUAUCACCCAUUGCCAAAGGUGACACCGCGAGGACCAUCUCGCCUCCUUCAGAUUCCACCACCAGCGACAAAACGUCUUCCAAUACGGUCGCAGAUAAACACGAAAGUGCCACCAAUGAUAAACACGGUAUUGUUGAAAGUAAUAAAAAACCAUCUUCAAAAGAUGAUUCACAAACUACCACCACUGAUAAAGUGCCAAAAAAGAAAGUUGACUUAGUCAGCUCAACAGCAACUAAUGAUGAAAAUAAUGUCAAUGGUGUGAAACCUGCCAAUAACAAACACAACAAUAAUAACGCUUUCACCGCCGAUUUAAAUAAACAACCUCCAAUGGUUAUUAAAACUGUGUUAACAAAUCCAGGCCACGAGUACUGGAGGAUGAAAAAUCCUGUCGCUGAUAGAAUUUUUAUUACCGAUGUUACCGUUGAUUUGAAUACAGUCACUAUCCGAGAAUGUGCUACCGAAAAAGGAUUUUUCAAGGAAAGACAAGCUCGGUGAAUCGGAUGUUUGACAAUGUUCAGAAUGUUAUAUACCUGUAGGUCUUCCAUUCAUUUCAGACUCGUUGUUUUAUCGCUAAUUUGUUAGCAUUGUUUAUGAUGACGAUGUGUUCAGCAUUCAAUCAGGUAAUCGCUGAUUUAAGCGAAUUAUUCAAGUCUUAUCUUUCUGUUUCCUUUUAAUUUAAAUUUUGUUUCGAUUGUUGAAUCAAUAAGUUUCAUCUUCUAUUUUAUGAGCUACAUUGAAAGUAAAAAGCUCACUUGAUGAUCAGAAGAAAAACAAAACAAAACUUUGUUGAAAUUCAUUUUGUAGAAAAAUUGUGGUUCUCAGCUCAUAAUGGUGUUUGUAUAUGUUAGGUAGACGUACCUAUCUUCAACGAUAUAAUACAAAUAUUUAUAUGAAGAACCAACAUUUACGAUACCUAAGUAGUAAAGUACAUUAUCAAAAAUUGAAAAAAUUGUGUAAAUGUACCAAAAAUAUGAAUAAAAAUUCAGAAAUUGAGUGAUUAACUUUUUUACGUUGUUCAAACAAUUCCAUGUAAUAUUCCGUUGAAAGCACAAUUUUUGAUUUUCGAAAUGUAUACUCUUAUUCUAUGAUUUCUAUGUAUUCCAACUAUUGCUUAAAUUAAUUUCAUAUUGAUUGAUUGAUUGUGAUUUUUUUUUUAAUACUAAAAAACCAGUAGUAGGCUACAUCUGAUUAGCUCGCAUGUUCUAUUAAGGUUACUUAUAAAGUGAAAACUUGAGUGACUCAAAUCUCAAUGGUUCAAAAGUAUGAAUUGACGUCACAGUCUCCGUGGUUCAUUAGAAAAAAAAUCUGUUUGGAUAAAAAUUUAAAAAAUCUUGUCCUACUGAAAUUAUUUACAACUUGAUGUUUGAUUUAUUGUGAAUUUCAAUUACAAUUCAUUCAUCAUAUUUUUUUUUUUUAAAUGAAUGAAUGAAUGAAUGAAUGAAUUGAUUAAUUAACAAUAAUUGCGAUUAGACUUGUAUUAAUGAAUGUUUUUUUGUUUUUUUUUUGUACAUUUCGGAAGAUGAAACAUUUGAUGUUUAUUUUUAAUUUUUUUUAUUUAUUAAUAAUCAUGUACAUUACUGUAAAGAAACUUGACGAAUUUUUUAAUUUAAAAUACAGGGUGUUCCAGAAAUCGUCCGCCAGAAUUCAAAUGCGGAUAGUAUUCGAAAAGACGAAUAACAACGUUGUCAUGAUUGGUUGCCUAUUUUAUGAGCUGAAGAAGUUAUAUGUAUGUUCUGGAAAUUACCUGCUAGGUAAUCAUCAAAAAUAAGUAAAUAUUUGGGUCAUUCAAAAAUGAUGCCCGUAACCCAUAGUACCUAACCUACUCGAAUGAACAAACAGAUAAUUUUAUGAUGACUAAUUAGUAAUUACCUAUUUCCAAAAUUACAAGGACAACUUGAAAAUUGUUCCUUCAGUUAUUUAAAUAAUCAAAACAUUUGGGUGCUUAAGAGUUUUAAUGAAUUUUUCGAAAGUUAGUGAAUUUCCGGUUUUACGGAGCACAUGACUCCUUCAGUUCACAAGAUAGACAACCAGCCAUGGAAACGUUUUCUGUUGGUCUUUUCGAGGACUAUCUGCAGUUGAAUUUUUGGCGGAAGAUCCCUGUAUAAUAGGGUACAACGUAGUGUGAUAGAAUACGAAUACACUGAUAAUUUGAAACACAUUUUAAAUGUUGAUUUGAUGUUAUAGAAUCACCACAAUGAUUUAUUAUUAAUAAAUAUGCAUUUAAUUAAUAA